CCGGAAGCGGCCCUCUGAAGGCGGGCGCUAAGGGCUCACAGAUCUACUGAGUGGCGAGUGCUCCCUGGGGUUUGCAGCUCGGCCGCUGGGCGGGACAGAUCGCUCGAUGACAGGGUGCAGCCCCCGGUCUGCCAUGCAUCACGUGGUGGGCGCGCCCCCCGUACUGGUGCGGAGAGGCCUCCUUGGAAGAGACUGGAUGACCAGGACCCUGUGCAGCCCAGGCCCGAGCCAGCCCAGAGAGAAGAGACCAGAGGAGGUGGCCCUCGGGCUGUUGCAGCGCCUCUCGGCCCUGGGAAGAGCCCUGGGGCGCAGCCUUCAGCAGCGAGCGUCCUCCACCAUCAAGACGUGGUGGGACAGAUACGAGGAGUUUGUGGGCCUCAGCGAGGUGCGGGAGGCCCAGGGAAACGUGACGGAGGCAGAGAAAGCGUUCAUGGUGGCUCGGGGGCUUGUCCGAGAGGCUCGGGGGGACUUGGAGGCGCAGCAGGCCAAGCUGAAGGAGGUGAGGGACCGCUUGGACCGCACGUCCCGGGAGGAUAACCAGUACCUGGAGCUGGCCACGCUGGAGCACCGGAUGCUGCAGGAGGAGAAGAGGAUCCGCGCGGCCUACCUGCGGGCCGAGGACUCCGAGCGAGAGCAGUUCUCCCUCUUCUCCGCGGCGGUGCGGGAAAGUCACGAGAAGGAGCGGGCUCGGGCCGAGAGGACCAAAAACUGGUCCCUCAUCGGCUCGGUCCUGGGGGCCCUGAUCGGCGUGGCCGGCUCCACCUACGUGAACCGUGUGCGGCUGCAGGAGCUGAAGGCCUUACUCCUGGAGGCGCAGAAGGGGCCAGUGAGCCUCCAGGAGGCCAUUCGAGAACAGGCAUCCAGCUACUCCCUCCAGCAGAGGGACCUCCACGACCUCAUGGUAGACCUGAGGGGCCUGGUGCAAGCCGGGCCAGGGCAGAGCUCCGGGUCCCGGGCAGGGACUUCCCCCACCCGAGACAGAGACACAGAUGCGCUUUCAGCUGCCCUGAAAGAGCAGCUCAGCCAUUCCAGGCAGGUCCGUGCCUGUCUAGAGGAUUUACGAGAACGGCUUCGUGGUCUGGAGAAGACUGUCAGCCAAACGGCCGGGGCGGUUCAGCUGGCAAAGGCUGCAGACGGGGCCCUGCCCGGCUCCGCGCUGGAGCAGGGGAGCGUGAUCUUGGCACUGGAGGACGUGGAGCAGAGGCUGGAAGCCCAGGUCAACCGGAACAGCAUCUACAGCACGCUGGUCACCUGUGUGACCAUCGUGGCCACGAUGCCUAUGCUCUACGUGCUGUUCAGGGCCAGCUAGCCCCUGGACCCCGGUCUGGAGGGUCUGGGGGGUGUGGUGUGGGUGUAGCGGAGGGGCUCAGCAGUGCAGCGAGCCCUCGGGGACAUAGCCUCGGCCGGGGUCUGAGCGGGGUGUGUGCGGCUCGCCGGCCGACACACUUCGCCUCAGGCAGUGCUCAUUUAUACUAAUUAUGGAAACUCUGUGCUAAUGUCCAAUUAAAAUGUCUUUGUGUUUGUGUUCUUUAAA
Phyllostomus hastatus (greater spear-nosed bat) is the source of this 1534-nucleotide messenger RNA. It is a transcript of the gene CCDC51, whose product is annotated as coiled-coil domain containing 51. The record is from RefSeq and is a predicted model, not a curated record. The transcript is spliced from 4 exons. NCBI's taxonomy places the organism in Eukaryota, Metazoa, Chordata, Mammalia, Chiroptera, Phyllostomidae. The coding region runs from base 107 to 1309 and encodes 400 amino acids.